Messenger RNA from Drosophila pseudoobscura, 1617 nucleotides. RefSeq lists its product as uncharacterized. The transcript has 4 exons. Bases 377 to 958 code for a protein of 193 amino acids. NCBI's taxonomy places the organism in Eukaryota, Metazoa, Arthropoda, Insecta, Diptera, Drosophilidae. The record is from RefSeq and is a predicted model, not a curated record.
UCUGGACAGCGUCUUCAGGAUUCUGCCGUGGGGAAUGGGGCCUGCUUCACCCCUGCCUCUACCGGCCCCGCGAGCCACCUGCGUGGUGCCUGCCGCCUUCCUGUUGUUCUCGCGCCAGGAACACAUUGGGCCGCAUCUCGACCGAGUACAGCGAGGGCAACUUAAUCACGACGACCAACGGACACCCUUCAAGGAUGUGGGCGUGCGCAUCGCCCUAAACGUGUCGGUGGUGGAGCGGUGCAUCUUCUGAACUGACCAGAAGACCAAGACCGGGGUUUCCUCAAUCGCUCCUAUGUGCAGCGGAUCGUGGACUCGGGACUGAUUGGGCCGGACGGCAUCGCUGUUGACUGGCUGGGCAGCAACAUCUACUGGUCCGAUGCGGAGUUUAUAUUCUGGAGCACCGGGGGCAUUGAUCAAGACGGGCCAGAGCCGCAGCCUCGCCAAGGACGGGCCCUGCAUCCCCCCAGCUACGACAGACUGCCCGAAUGUGCCGCUGCCGGUGUCCAGCAAGAAUAUCCGUGCCCAGCUUCUUGGGCGAACUCGCAGAAGGCGAGGCGUCUGUUCUUCUCGACAGAUGUCGGCAGCCAGUCGGAGGGCCGAGGCCCGAGGAGCUGGCCCAACAGUCCGAUAUACCAUGCGUAUCGAAGUUAUAGACAUCAAUGGAAAGAACCAAAAAACCCUUGCUUCCAUUGCCGCUUUGGGGAGAUUUGUGUACUGGCUGGAGGACAAGACCGGACUGGAGAGGAUCACUGUCAACAAAGAGCGUCAUUCCGUGGAGCUGCAUCGUCUGUCGCAGUUCACCGACAUCCGGGCCGUGUGGACACCGGAUGCGAAAGUGCUGCGCAAUCACACGGCACAGUCGCCCAAGUUGUUUCCACAUCUGCAUAGCCAGCGGGGUGUGACACGCACUACACGACGUCUGCUCGAGCACAAGCAUCUGAUGCUACUGGAGGACUAGGAGUACUACGGCGUGUAUACGGCCAGAUAAUUUUAAGUGGCGGGAGUAGUUACAAUACAACGACUGUAUAUCCGACUUCUGGCGCUGUGACGAAAGGGCUGCCCGACGGAUCAGUUCAGCUGACAGUCAGCCGAGGGCAGCGACAAGGCUCUGAUCUGGGAUGGUAACACAUGUGACAACUGUGACAAUGUCUGUGGCCGACUGCUGCAAGCGGCCAGAAGACUUUCAGCUUUGCAUCGGCCGCCCUGCUCUGCGAUGGCUGGGAACUGUGCCGAUGGUGCGAACGAUUCGUUCGAAAUUUUUUUUGCAGGCGACGCAUGGCCCACCUUUUAAGGUGCCCCUUACUACUCGUCCUCCAUAGCCUCUGAAAACGACGCGUGGUGAAGGACCUGUGAAGGCAUCUCCGCCAGAGGCGCCGGUUCAGGAAUCGGAGCCGGGGCCUGCUCCGGAGCUGAAGAAGGUACUGUCGGGCUCCGGAGCCCGCAGCCGAGGAGCCCCCUACACAGACCGAGGCCACUGAGGAGGCCUACUACUAGAAUUAUAUCUAUGUUUAUGUGUUCAUUGUGACGAGCAUAAAACUCCCAGUCGUAAAUAGAUAACAUGGUUUAUUGUUACCAAAGUCUACUCUACAAUUAAACAAACUUGCUAGGACAUCUAAA